AUGGAUGGAUCUGAUAGCAGCUCGCUCGCGGUGCCCCGCCUCCCCGACGACGCCAUCGUGGAGAUCCUCUCGCGCCUCCGAGCCAAGUCGCUCUGCCGAUGCAAGUGCGUCUCCGAACCCUGGCGCGACCUCAUCGCCGACCGCCUCUGCUGCAAGGAUCUCCCCCAGACCCUGCAAGGGUUCCUCUACUUCGGCGUCGGAAGCCGCGGAGGCGGGGACGGCAGCAGCGAUGGUUCUGCUGAUGCCAACGGCGGAGAUCGCGCCAGCAGCCGCGACGGGAUGCUGCUUCGCCACGGCAAUGGGCGUUUCAUCUACCUGCUAGGAGCAGCCGGGCAUCCAGGCUAUCGAGCUCCUGGAUUCCUCAACGGCCUCCUCCUUUUUGGACACAGCCGGGUUUCAGACACAUUCGACUCUCUGGGCUACAUCGUGUGCAACCCUGUCACCGAGCAGUGGGUGGCGGUACCCUCCACCGGCUGGAGUCCGACUCCACCACAAGAAAUUGUGGACGAACGUGAGAAAGCCGUGCGCACCUUUCUCAUCUUCGACCCAUCCGUCUCCUCGCACUUCGAACUAGUGCAGUUCUGGCAGGAUGAAAUGGCGGAAGAAGAUGUAGAAGCCGUGCACAUCUACUCGUCUGGAACUGGGUUGUGGAAUGACAGGUCAAGUGAAUUGUAUGGUGGAGGUGGAUGGGGGAAUUGGGGAGGCUAUGGAACCAUAGAAAAACCCAGGCAUGGCAGGGCCUUUGUCAAUGGCAUGCUGCAUUUUCUCAUCUACAAACCAUGGCACUAUUUUACAACUCCAGGCGAGUGA
Molecule: messenger RNA, 810 nt
Organism: Miscanthus lutarioriparius
Lineage: Eukaryota; Viridiplantae; Streptophyta; Magnoliopsida; Poales; Poaceae
Source: the annotation of a GenBank genome assembly